AGCGAUAUGGAUGAUUGAAAAAAGUAUAAAUAUCGAUAGAACAUUGUGUCAUCAAGAGAUCAUGUUUGACUAGAAGGUGUUAAUGUGAUUUCAGUCUUAUUUCUACGGAUAAGUGUCGUGAAGCGAGCUAAAUUAAACCCAUCUAGGAUGAUUAAAAAAUGUAUUAUGUUUUUUUCACACAUAGAUGCAAUUGAUGAUGAAGAUGUGUUUGAUGAUGAAACAAUUAAUGAGGAAAAUAACAAUGAAGAACAGUUUCAAGUUCAACCGACGGAAGAUAAAAGCAAUUUCAUUCUUGUUAAUACACGCAUUGAUUAUCAAUGUCGUUCCGACAACCUCAAUAACAUAUGUUUAUAUGAUUUCGUCAGCACAUUUUAUAAGAAAAAAAUUAAUGAAACAGAUUUAAGAUAUUUAUCAAAAUCGUCUACAGCAGAAGAGCGACAAGAUAAUCAAAGAGGUCGACCAGCUAAUGAACGAUUUUCUUUUCAAAAAGACCAUCCUCAAGCAGUAACACAUCUACUCAUGAAAUACAGUGAGGUACAUGUACCUGUUCUUUAUGGUCCUCAGAUUCCUCGACAAGAUCGUGAUGAUACUCGCGAACGGUAUAAUCGUGCACUUCUUACACUUUUUGUACCAUGGCGCAAUGUAAUUGAUCUUUGCGACGUCAAUCAAACAUGGGAAGAUGCAUUCGAAUCUCGAAAAAGUCUUAUUUCUACUCAUUCUUGGAAGAUUGUAGAAAAUAUUCAACUUUUACAUGAAUGUAAAAAAGAUCGUGAUGAACAUCUACUUCAAGUUAUUGCUGAAGCACAAGUUGAUAAUGAUUCGAUUGAUCCUGUAUUAUUACCAUCAAAUCAAGGCGCUGAUGGUGAAUACGAAGUAGAUGAUAUCGAUGGUCUAAUUCAAUUAAUAGGCAGUGUAAAUGAAUUCACAGCUGCUACAACCAAUGCCACGAAAAAAUCAACAGAAAAUGUUUAUAUUCGAGAAACUGUCGAAGCAGUGGAAAAAGGUGGACGGUUUAAUCACAUGAAUCAACAUGAUCAACGUGUUUCAGAUACAUCCAUUGAUCGACAGAUUAUACCGUUUAUUUCCGCAACGCCUAAUCUAAUCAAACUUAAUUCAAAAUGUUUAAUUUCGGGCAAACAUAACGAAGAUGGUAAUAUUUUGGAUUUUAAUGCUGUAACAGAUGCUGUUGUAACAGUCAUGAAUCCAUAUAAUAAUCAAAACAAAAUUGAAAAAUAUCCAUCAAUUCCUACAGUACUUGUAGUUGAAAACAAUCUCUCAACUCAAAAUAAUAUUAUUCGAGAAUUUACAUUGAACAAAGAACAAAGAGCUGCAUUCUUAAUCAUAACAAAUCAUCUUGAUGGUGAUAGUCGAUGUCGCACAGGUGAUAAUAGUGGUCAACUCAUUAUGUGUAUACCUGGCUGUGGUGGAACAGGCAAAUCACAAUUGAUUCGUGCUGUUACAAAAUAUUUUCUUGUCACAAAAAGAAUACACAUGAUGCGGAAAGUGGCACCUACUGGAAUUGCAGCUGCUGAAAUCGAUGGCAUGACAAUUCAUUCAUUUUUAGGUGAACAACGCCAUUCAGGAAAGCCACGUACCAUCAAACCAGGUGAUUCCAAACUUGAUAAAGAAUGGAGACCUGUCGAAUACCUUUUAAUCGAUGAAAUGAGUAUGGUUGGCUUAACUUUAUUAGGAAAACUCAAUAGAAUUAUAUGCGCUGCAAAACAUGUUGAUCCUCAAGUUCCAUUUGGUGGUGUGAACGUAAUCUUCUUUGGUGAUUAUUUACAAUAUCGACCAGUGUAUGAUUCACCAUUACACACCGAUUUUUCAUUACCAUCAAAAAAGAAACAAGAAAAAGCAUUAUCGGAAAAAGAAAUCCAACAACGUGUUGCACGUUCUUUAGUUCUUCAAAUGAAUUGUGUUGUAAAACUUACACAACAGAUGCGAACAGAAGAUGUACGAUAUCUUCAAUUACUCGAUCGACUUCGUUGUGGACAAUGUAAUUAUGACGACUAUGAAUUAUUGCAAACACGAGUUGUUGGACAACCAUCAAUCGAAUCUUUACAUGAUUCACCAUGGAACAAAGCGCCUAUUCUCGUGUUUCGAAAUGAAGUUCGCACUCAAAUAAAUAAUAAGGCUGCAAUUCACAAUGCAAUACAGAUGGAUCGUCCACCAAUGGUAUGUGUUGCUCAAGAUACUUGUAAAGGCAAAGCAAUCGAAGAUCCAAUAUUGCUUACAAAAUUAUUAGAAUUGUCUGACAGCAAGACAGAACAUUUACCUGGUCUAUUACCUUUUGUACCAGGCAUGCCUGUCAUUUUAACACAAAAUAUUGCUACUGAAUUAGGUCUCAUCAAUGGUAUUAAUGGAAUCUUUCGGCAAUUAGUAUAUCAUGAAGAAUCUGUAUCAACAGGAAAUUUAUCAGAAAUGUUUCCAAAUAAUACAAAAUAUAUACGUCGACCAAUAUAUGCUUUGAUCGAGAUUGUUAAAUCGAAGAUUGAAAGCAAACUUCAAGAUCUUCAACCAAAACUUAUACCAAUUCCGUUGGUAGAACAAACAUUUCGGGUUGACGUUGCCGAUAUUCUUCCAAAAGAUAAGAAACCAAAAUCAAAUCAAAAGACAAUGUUAUCAAUCAAGCGAGCUGCGCUACCACUUGUGCCUGCUUAUUGUAUUACAACACAUAAAAGCCAAGGGCAAACGUUGAACAAAGUGGUUGUUGAUUUGAAAUUGCCAAAUGAUACUGAUGAUAUUGCAGCAGUAUAUGUUCCACUCUCUCGUGUAAAACGUUUGGUUGAUCUAGUUAUUCUGCGGCCAUUCGAUCAAAAAGUAUUACUUAUGAAACCAAAUAAAUCUCAAGUUGCUGAAAUAGAACGACUUGAUCAAAUAUACGUGAAGACACGAUUGCGUUUCUCAGAAUGGUUUCAAUAA
Messenger RNA from Adineta ricciae, 2922 nucleotides. NCBI's taxonomy places the organism in Eukaryota, Metazoa, Rotifera, Eurotatoria, Adinetida, Adinetidae. The record is from the annotation of a GenBank genome assembly.